Molecule: messenger RNA, 5609 nt
Organism: Scylla paramamosain (green mud crab)
Lineage: Eukaryota; Metazoa; Arthropoda; Malacostraca; Decapoda; Portunidae
Product: hepatoma-derived growth factor-related protein 2-like
Exons: 14
Coding region: 247-2190 (647 amino acids)
Source: RefSeq, a predicted model, not a curated record
GAAGACGUUGUUUACCAUUAUGGCGACCAGGCCCCGCUGAGUGUGUCCUUUAUUAUAACACAGUUUUUCGCAUCAAUUACACAAAGAAAUUGACAUUACCGGCUUCCUACAGGACCUCGGUGACCCGCAAUCGUUCUGGACUUGAGGAGGAGUGUAAAUAGAGCGCGGAAGACUAAGUGAGCGGCGGAAGAAGUGUUGGCGCCACUCGGGGACGUGGGACAACAUAGUCAUCUAAGCAAAUUCAAAAUGCCCAAGAAAGACGUAUUCAAGCCCGGCGACCCAGUGUUUGCCAAGGUGAAGGGCUACCCACACUGGCCGGCGAGGGUUGAAAACUUUGAGCCAGAUCCAUCUGGGAAAGCAUUGAAGAAAUAUCCGGUAUUGUUUUAUGGAACAUAUGAAACGGCGACAUUGAAGCCAGAUGAUAUCUAUCCGUAUGAAGAAAAUUUAGAAAAAUUUGGAAAGGCUCAGAAGAGGAAGGGCUUUAAUGAAGGCUUAUGGCAGAUUGUACACAAUCCUAACUUUGACCCAAAUAUACCCAUACCACCUGAAAUAUUGGCAAGUAGUAAUUCUGCACCAAAUACACCAAGGACUCCCCUUGGCAAACCUGGGACGAAAACUGUGGACUCUACUCCUGUUGAUGGAGUGAAAAUAAAGGCAGAAGAGUCGGAUGAAGAAGUUGCUGAUUUGGUUAUUGAUGAAUCUAGUGGUAAAGAGAAAAGAGCUGGUAGAAAACGCAAGAGACAAGAUUCAGAUGGCACUCCAGCUGAAGUAAAGAAAACUCCCAAAGACACACCAAAGCAGACCAGAGGCCUUCAGAAAGAAACUCCCAAAGACACUCCCAAGACACGGCUUGGAGCUAAGGAAGGGCAGGCAACAGAAACAGCUGAACCACAGGUUAGCAGGAGUGGUCGAUUGAUUAAGCCUAAAAAGUUCCUAGAUGAAGGGGAGGAAGCUUCCCGUCCACCAUCUGCUGCUGCAACCCCGACAUCUGCUCCAGUUGGGACUCCUUUGGGAGCCCCGGGUACACCAGCAUCUGGAACUCCUGCCACUCGUGCCACACUUGCUCCUACUCCUGCCACAACCCCAGUUUCCACCCAUACCUCUGUUCCUGAAUCUGAUGCAAGUUCAGUCUCUUCUUCAGCUCCUAAUUCUGCUGCUGCUGCAGCUCCAUCAUCAGGUGUGGCUCCUUCUGCUGCUGGUGAAGACACACCCACUCCAGCAGACACUCCUGUUUCUAAAGCACCAGCUGAGGCCUCCUUACCAGAAGGCAAGGAUACUCCAGUGAAUAAUACCAAUGCCAUCAAGACCCCAAGCUCACCCCCACCUCCAGCAGCCACCAAUAAGAAGAGGUUGUCUCAGGCCACUGCUGAGGAGACUCCAGCAACACCAGAAGUGUCUACACCAACGGCCCCUCCUCCCAAGAAGAGAGGCCGUCCUGCAAAAAAUCGAGAUGUUGAUGCAUCCCCAAAGGUUGCUGCUAACUCUGUCUCAACACCCAAGACUCCCGCAUCCCAAGAUACUACCUCAAAGUCAUUCUCACCAGCCACUAAAGCUCUUGGAGAUAGUGUGAAACAGCUGCCAGCAAGAGAAAAGGGGAAAAAUCAGCUGAAACAGAAUGAAAUAGAACUCCCUAAAGAGACGGAUGUUUCAAGUAAGCAGACAUUUUUGAAACUUAAAACUGAUAUUGAGUCUGGAACGUUAAAUGCUGAUGAACUUAAGGAACUUUCAAAAGCAAGUGAGAAAGAUGAAAUGCAUGCAGCAAUUGUAGAAGAAAACAGAAGAUAUACAGAGACGUGUAAAGCCAAGACCCUGGACAUGGAAGCACAGCUGCUUGACUUGGACCAGAAAAUCCGCGAGGCCUUGUCUGUAACGAAUCCUAGGAAGGAUGAUGCCAAACUCUACCUGGAAAAAAUGUCAAAAUUAGUCAUUUCUGGAUUAAUGCUAAAGAAGAAUCCUCAUGUUGUGGAUGCCAUUAAAAAAUGCCGCAGAUACAAAUAUGACGAUGAGGUUCGACUGAAGGCAGAUAUGGUGUACAACAGAUUUAAGCUGCUCUUCGUGGUGCCUGAAAGUCAAGAAUGGGACACUAUGUUUGCUGAAAAAGUAGCAGAAUUUGAUGAUGCUUGUCAUCGGUCGGGUAUUUCUGAGGAAAGCAAAAUCUCACUGGUUAGAGAUCCAACUCACCACAAAUGAUCAGUAAAUGAGUUUUGAAAAACCUGGAAAAGUUAGAUUGUGAUAAUCCAGUUACUAUACUUGGCCUUGGAGUGGGUAAGAGGUCUGCACCCUUCAUGAGCCCCAAACCAAAAUGAAGAUAGAUGAGGCAAAGCACAUUUCAGCUGCUGGGAUUUGAAACCUACCUAAAGUACAAGUAUUGUCAUGAUAUAAGCCAAGCCAAUAGGGAUUGUUGGGCAUGGCUAAUUGCCAUGAUCUCUGUUGGUGCUGCAGGUUUCCAGAAAAGGUUACCUGCUACAAUUAAGCAGGAUGUUAUUCUUGUUUCUGGAUAAAACAUUUCAUAGAAAUAGGUGAUACUGAAUUUAUUGUGGAUGUGAGUCAUUAUGUUACUUACAUAUUGCUUUGUUUGCAUAUGAACUUGCCAUUUUCCAUACAUGGAUAACAAAUAAAUAUAAGAUAAUCCAGUUCAGUGGGAGGAAAAGGCAAAAUUUAGUACCUGACAAAUAGUCAAUCACAAGUGUACAUAUUAUUAAGUCUUCAAGGAAUUGCUCUUUAUAGAAUUAGCUUUUCCUUGUGGUUAAAGAGCUUUUUGGUGAUUAAUUAUUGAGAGUACAAAAGUUUUAUCUCAGUAUUUCUUCAUAAUAGUACCUCAAAGUACUUUGUGACUAUAUAUAAGCUUUUAGGUUAUACAUAACAAUGGCAUCAUGAUAAGAUAUGCCAGUGAAUGGUCUUCAGGAGGAGUUCUAUAAAUGUCCAGAUCAAACAUGUUGUAUCACUGGAAAUUUCAGGCUGAGAUAGAAUGCUGUGAAAAAAGAUUAUGUGUAAAGUUAAUCCUCUGCACUUAACUGAAACAUCAUAUUAGGCAUCUAGAAUCACAACAUUGUAAACACUGGUGUAGGGGAAACUGAGUUGCUGGUACCAGGCACCUCACCAAAGCUUGCUCUGUCUUAUUAUGAUUGCCUUAUGUUUGUAAGACUCCAGAGAUACGGUCAUUUUCCACUAUACUAAGGGUAUAGAUAACUGAUUCUUGCUGUUCUCAGACUCUUCCUGAGUGGAGAGCUAGAACUAUAGGAUUGUAAAUUAUAUGUGUAGCCUUCCAGCCUAUCACAAUAGCACAAGUCAAUUGUGGUUGAGCUAAUGGGAGUCAUGCAGUUAUACCUUCUAGAUUGCAUUUGCUGAGUGAAAGAGGGAAUACCUUUAAUAGUUAUGUUGUAACGCAUGAGACUUUAGACAAUGUUUUCUUGUUUAAAAAAAAGAAAAAGAAAAGAAAGUGCUUACAAUGUUUUGAUUCUAGACAUCUUAUGUGAUUUAGCAUUUCUCUCAGGUGGGGGAUGACAAAAACAAGCUUUUAUUAUUGCAGGAGUAAAAAUACAGAUGAUAGUGUUCCCAGUCUCUUGGCUGUAUCCCCCUUAGUAAUUUUACAGUAUACAAGGAAUAUGGUAGCAGCGUUCUAACCCAACCAUGGGGUAUGUGGCCAGCACUGUUUUCAAAGCAUUAACAUACUGAUUUGGCAGAUUUUUAAACAUACAUUAUUUGCAUUCACUUUUGAUGAACAUUUUUGGCUUCAAUAAUUGUGGUCACUAUUUCAUUGAAUAUUUGGCAUGAUAUAAUUAUCAUAAAUCUGUGAUCAGCCUACACAUACUCAGUUUUCCCCAACCAAAGUUCUGCACUUUAUUUUACGUGUUGUCUUUGGAAUGAUCAGUUGCUGCUGUAUGAAUUGUUUUCACUAUUUAGCUCAUUAGUUGGGGAAGUUAAUGGUUCAAAUUCAGUUAUGUGCACGUAUGAAAGCAUGGAAGGUGAGAUGAAAGAGUUAUGCAAGGAAGAAGAUCUAUGUUAUAACUAGUAAUAUAGAGAUGGUUUUAUGGUAUUUUGAUGUGAAAGCAGGAUGAGCAACACUGAAUCCACUUAAGUGAGUUUCUGAUUAGAUGUGCUUUUCUGCUGUUGUAAUGAGAGGGUUAGACAAUACAAGGAGAGAAUGAAGAACAAAUAAAUAGAGGCUUAUGUCACAUCCAUCUUGUGGGAACAGUUCUGAGAAGCAUGUAUUGGAAGCAGAAGGAUAGAAUAGUUAAUUCAGCCUACAAUCUUAGAGAUGCAUAGCUUAAGAUCCCUUAUAGAAUAUAUACAUCCUAAUGUUAAAAGUGUGUUACAGUUUUAAAGUUUAUUUUUUAUUGUAUUUGAUGUCAUAACUUGAAAGGAAACAAACAUUUUACCUGAGAUAAUUAUUUGCUGGAUAUUUUUGUGCUACAGUGGAAUAUGUUGGCUGAAGUUCUUAUAUCUUUAUUUUCAGAAAUAUUUAGAUCAACAGAUGUGGAAGACUGAUAUCACUAAAUCUCUCAAAAUCCCGAAGUUGAUGAAUAUCUUGUAGCAUGUAUGUUGGUGUGCUUGUGGAUGAAUGGGUAUUUACUGCAGCUGUUCUGUCAUGCUUGUCUUUACCAAUGCUCCAGAUUUUCUCUCUCUCUCUCUCUCUCUCUCUCUCUCUCUCUCUCUCUCUCUCUCUCUCUCUCUCUCUCUCUCUCUCUCUCUCUCUCUCUCUCUCUCUCUCUCUCUCUCUCUCUCUCUCUCCAUUGCUGCUGACUAAACUUUUGAGGAUAUGCACUGAAUUAUAUUUUUUUCUAUAUUCUUCUCUAUUAGAUUUGGUAAAGUAACGUAUAACAAUAUUGUAAUAAUCUACCAUGCUGAUUGGUAGGUGCUAUAAAUGAUUGGUGCCAUGACAGUUACUCACUAGACACCUCCUUACUUACCUUUCAGUUGAAGGCCCUCAGGAAGAGGCUGGGAAAAGGGGAAAAGAAAAUACAAGUCCUUUGUCAAAAAGCUGAACAGAGAGGAAAGUUACAUAGUAUUAAGAGAUCAACAAAAUUAAGAUCUAGCUAGUACUUAAAAUAAGGCUUCAACUGAACAAUGUCAUGGCUACCUUAGCAUUUAAGGUAAUGUUUGUGUGGGUAAAGCUGUAUUCUUGGAAGAUCAUGCAUUUGGCUCAGGAUUGAGUGGCUGAACAGGUAACCAGGUAUGCAGAUAACUUCAUCCUGUGGUUAUUGACUCCUGCUGAGUAGAACAGUUUUGUGCUGAUGUGAAUGCUGUUGCUCGAAGCUUGGUUGGAUCUGUGAGAAUGGGUCCUAAACGUAGGGUUACUACUACAUUUCAUAGCACAUGAUAGUUUAAGCCUUACCUAGGUCUUUAUAUACAUUAGUAUGUGAAAAAGACUAGUUAGAUUGGCUAUAAAUGCUAUUGAGUUCAGGAUUGUAUGUAGCUCCCACCACUGUAUCAGAUGUUAAGGGUUGAAGUAGAUGCUUAGUGAAAAUAUGUACUAUUUUGAAAUCUUAAAAUGUAGAAGAAAAGUUGCAAGAUUUUAUCAUGUCCUGUGUCCUUGUGUAUAUACAAUAUAUUUUCUCUAUACUUGUAAAGCUAUAAGACAUAGAAUUAAACCAUAGCAUAAAACUAAA